Messenger RNA from Stereum hirsutum FP-91666 SS1, 3087 nucleotides. RefSeq lists its product as uncharacterized. Bases 1 to 3087 code for a protein of 1028 amino acids. The transcript has 14 exons. The record is from RefSeq and is a predicted model, not a curated record. Lineage: Eukaryota; Fungi; Basidiomycota; Agaricomycetes; Russulales; Stereaceae.
AUGGACGACUUAGGUGUUUGUACACACAACCUUUGUCGAGAAAACCCGGGUCUUUGUCAGAUCUUUUACCCUGCGGACGACGACCGCCAGCUUGCCCGCAAUCCCUCUACUCUCCCUCGUGCUAAAUGCAUGUUCUGUGGACAUGUAGCAGCCAUCCAUAAAAGACCGCAGAGACCUGCUGCAGCUGGACCUGCACCUGGGGCACAAAACUCCGCCCAGCCUGCCAAUGCAGCGCCUUCGAGUCCGCAUCUCCCUGACUCGGCGCAUCAACGCUCUCAUUUCACCGCCAGCGAACCAUCCCCCACUCAGUCUACAUUAUUCAACUCACGUCCUUCCACCGGCAAGAAAUACUCACAGCCGCCCCCUUCCACUCACCCUACUUCAUCAUCUCCUUCCAAUUCUUCGUAUAACUUCGGAUUCGAUGCCAACGCGUUCAAGUCCCACGCGAAUGUUCGUACUGAUCGAGCCGCCCAGUCAGACGGACACACAGCGCCCCAGGAUCCUAGUCCGCCUUCUCCUACUCCACAGCCACAAUCCUACGCCGAUCGAGCUGCCGACCGUGCUGAUCAUAUGGGCAACAACAGAGCCGCCCACAAAGCCGGACAGCCAAUCCGAGCGAGUAAACUCGGCCAAAAGUACUAUCCUAGUCAAGAUGUAACAACUGAAGCCGAGACCAAUGGACCACCGGAGACAAAGAAGGCACGAGACAAGCGCAAGAGGGCUGACAAGAAACGCUCAGAUAGCUCGAAGGCCUCAUCGUCUAAGUCUCCCAACGAACAGGCCGAGGUUAAGGAGUUCAAAUUCAAGUUCGCCCUCCUUCCGGAGAUCAUGUCUGUGCACGCUGGGACUCGUCGUGUUCCAAGUCCUGCUGACCUAACUAGUCUCGACAUACAGUGCCUCAUAAAAUCUACGUCGAUCUUCUCCAAUACCCCUCCGUCCGUCAUCGCUACUACAGUGUCGAACCUCUUCCAGCAUGUCCCAGAGAUGCUCGCCUCGAAAGUUCAUCGUGAUUCCGCUCACGCCACUCGACCCUCCGACCCUACCAAUCCCUUUGCCUCUUGGGUGCUUCUCGUCCCAAAACCUGGAAACAAGGGUGCCGCUACAUUUCUCACAUCGUACCCAGCUAACCGAAAAAUCGAUCUUGAUCAACUCCUACAAGUUGUCUCUGCUACAAAUAUUCGCAAUGCCGCACGUGCCUGGCCGAAUCUCGUUCUCAUUGCACUUCUCCCAGGUCAACCAGAUAUCGGAACUUCGGGGAAAGGAGCAGCCAGAGACGAGGUUUCUGAUGGAGAUGAUGAGGUGGAAGAGGUAGAUCAAGACGGCGAAGAGCACAGCGCUGAGGGAGCAAGUGAGGAUGAAGAGGAUGUUGAUGAGAAUGACGAAAUUGGUGAUGCCCAACCUAAGAAGCGCUCUCGACCAAGCCAUGUUCCCAGCCACACCAAUGACUUCCAAGCCCAGACAAAUCCACCCAAAUUGACAUCCGCUCCUCACAGUAGCACCACCAAGCCUGACGAUGAUGCACCGGACGCAAUAAGCCCUCAGCAUGAGCAUCUUGUCUACCUUAUCGACAACAUUGUGGAACCAGCGCGUCGCUCUUCUAUGUGGCCUUUGACUGCUCACGAGCUCUAUCAACGUACUUUGAGCAUGAAAAGCGGUAUGGACAUGGCAUAUGGCACAUAUUACGGCCAUCCGGGAUCCUCACAUAAAGAUUUCGACCGAGACGUGUUCUGGAACACGUUUGUUGACCCUUUUCUAGACUCGCUUGGAUUCCUUCGAGCACUGGCGACAAACGUCCUGGCGAUAGCAGGCGAUCAGACCCCAUCUGCCGACAAAUGCGACCACGAAGUUGCGUCCGUCACCAAGUUCGGUCCUCAUGGUCUGCAUACCAUCACCGAAGGUCUCUCGUUUGCGUACGAGUUUCUCCCUGACACCUCCAUCUCUACGUGGUACAACUAUCGCCUCCGUCUUCGCGACCUCUCUACCGACGUCACUACUCUCAUCCACAACUUCUAUCACGCUCAUGAGGUAUCACGGCCAGAGCGGUACGCCCCAAUCGUGUAUCGUAACCUUCUCAGAACUAUUGAACAGUGCGACAAGAGGGGCCAGUUGAAUCCCGCCACAGUACAGGACUGGAAGAAACUCCGUGUUGCGGCAGUGAAUGAGAUAUCUUCUGUUGAAGAUAUUCGAGAGGCACUAGCUCAUGACUUCGGCAUUCCGGAUUCCACUGGUCACAUGGUCGUGGUUGUUGAGAGACUGUUAGGCGGAGAAUGGGGUAUUUCUCGAGUUGUUGUGCGGACCAUAUUCGAUGCUCUGUAUAAUCUACCUUGGUGGUACCGCUGGGACCGUGGCGAGCUACGGACAGUACUUGAAGCGUUCUGUGGGGAUGUGUUGAAAGCGCUUCAAGCGCUUCCAAAGACCUCAAAGAAGCCCGAUGGUGUGCCCGAGGCGAAGAAUGAAAAAGGUACUCGUACAUCUCAGGCAUGUCUUCUACUUGUCACUUCAUCUUCAACAUUGGGCUCGAAAGGUCGUUAUAAUACUCGAACCCAUUCCCAGAGAGCAGACAAUACAGCACCAAAAUCGAGGAAGGCGAAGGACACAGCUUAUCCGGCGAAAGGGAAUGGCUCAGGAAGGGAUGAUAGUGGUAAUGCAAAGUUUACGGGAGAUGGGACGGCGAGCGAUCCUCUCUUUUUGCAGUCCGAUGACGAUGAACCCUCUCUCUCUCCUCCUCCACGGCCGCAUGAUGCACCCAAGACAAAUACUUUCUAUGCUGAGUUCGAAGAGACAGAGGCAGAUAGGGACCUCGACAAGUGCCUUCGUGAUAUGUUUGAUGCGAUGCAUAAUCCCCAUCGUUAUCGAGAUGCCUCUCCUCCAUAUUCUGACUCUGACUCGUUCUCCUCCACGCCUAUAUUGAACGAAGACGAUACACUUCCCGAUGCUCCUAAACAGCCUGCUGCGUCCACAUCUACGGCCCCCUCUGCACCGCCCACGUCCGCGCCACCGCCACAUCCACUCACUCCUCGACCACAGCUCCUGUAUCAACGUUCUAUGCUAACGCUUCUGACGAGACUAUUGACCGGUAUAGGGUAA